AUGUCCUUUGCAUCCCUGCUGGCAGACAGAGACCAGCAGUUCCACCCUGCAGGAAGAUGGGGACAGACAAGAAAUGUCUGUACCGUUCUGGCUGUUCUAGGACUGGACGAUUGCCUGCAGCAGUAUGUCCAUAAAUUUGAACGGGAGAAGAUAAAUGGUGAACAGCUGUUACAGAUUUCUCACCAGGACCUUGAAGAUUUGGGUAUCUCACGGAUUGGACACCAGGAACUGGUUCUAGAGGCUGUGGAUCUCCUGUGUGCACUGAACUAUGGCCUUGAAACAGACAAUAUGAAGAACCUGGUUCUCAAGCUGCGAGCAUCAUCCAACAAUCUGCAAAAUUACAUCAGCAGCCGUAGAAAAAGUUCAAAUUAUGAUGGAAACACUUCUCACAAACCCCCCAAUGAAUUCCUUACUUCUGUAGUAGAGCUUAUUGGUGCUGCUAAAGCCUUGCUUGCAUGGUUGGACAGGAUAGAAACAUCCAGCGAGUUGUCAAGCUAUGAUGACAUCCAAUUAUAUCACUUGGAUCGUUGUGAAAGGAUCAUGUCUGGGUAUUCUCUUCUUGCAGAAAACAAUGGUGACUUCUGUCGUUUGUCACAUGAACUCGUUUCAGUUCAAAGACUUUUGUACCUGGGCUGUGACUCCACUGUGGCUGAUAUGGAAGAUAAAGUUCAGACAGUAGCCAAGACUUUAAAUGGCAUUUGUGAUAAAGCCAUCCGAUCAACUACAGAUCCAUUGAUGAGCCAGUGUGCGUGUUUGGAGGAGGUUCAUUUAACCAACAUUAAACCUGGAGAAGGCCUGGGAAUGUACAUCAAAUCAACUUAUGAUGGAUUGCAUGUAAUUACUGGAACUACAGAAAAUUCCCCUGCUGAUCGAUCUCAGAAGAUUCAUGCUGGUGAUGAAGUGAUCCAGGUUAAUCGGCAAACCGUGGUUGGAUGGCAACUGAAAAAUCUGGUGGCAAAGUUGCGAGAGAAUCCUGCUGGUGUUAGGCUGCUGCUUAAGAAACGUCCUACUGGCUCUUUCCAUUUCACUCCUGCUCCGCUAAAGAACCUGCGCUGGAAACCACCCUUGGUGCAGGUGAGAGGCUGCCGGCUCAACUCUGACACCAGGAUGGGAAAGCCUUGGUUGCAACUUGAAAAAGAGAAAUACCAGAAAUGCUUCCAGACGAGUCCUCCGCCAACUUCAACCCAGUCGCCAGAAAGCACCAUGGAUACCUCACUGAAAAAAGAGAAGCCAGCCAUUUUGGAUCUGUACAUACCACCUCCACCAGCUGUUCCAUAUUCUCCUCGAGAUGAAAAGGGGAGUUUUGUAUAUGGAGGAGGCAACAAACCCAAUCAGCCACUACCUGGGUCCAAAGGUGCUGAGUCUCCGAAUUCUUUUCUGGAUCAGGAAAGUCGAAGGCGAAGGUUUACUAUUGCCGACUCUGAUCAGUUGCCUGGGUAUCCUGUGGAAGCAAAUAUCCUACCAGCCAAGAUGAGGGAAAAAACACAGUCCUAUGGAAAACCUCGUCCUUUGUCAAUGCCUGCUGAUGGGAGCUGGAUAGCAGCUGCAGAACCCUUCUCUAGGCCACGAGCACCAGGGAGAAAAGGUGAAGAUGUCCUCUGCAGGUACUUCAGUAAUGAAAGGAUACCCCCAAUCAUUGAAGAAAGCCCCUCUACACAACACCCCCUCUCAAGGCCAGUGUCUGACAAGCAGUUAGUGAGGGGAACGGAUUAUAUUCGAGGCAGCAGGUGUUUUAUGAAUACAGACCUCCACAACAGUGCAACAAUUCCUUUUCAAGAGGAAGGUGCUAAAAAAUCCUCUGUUACAUCGUCCACAAAAUCUUCCUCUGCAGAGCCGUCGCUGCUGGUCAGUUGGAUCACAAGACUGAAAUUGUUGACUCAUUGACUGUUGUUCACAGGACUGUUACCAAGUGCCUUUGCUCAUCGGUCAGACUUCUCUACUUUUCAGCUUAACUGAUGCAUAGUGACUAAUGCGGUGUUCUUUCCUGGAGAAUCUUACAUUUUUGCCUUCUUGUUUGUGAUUAUUGAUGGAUCAGAGGUUUUCAUAGUGCAGUGAGGGGAGAAAGAUAAAGAUCAAGUUCCUCUUCCUGGCCAAGAGCCUGAGGGCUUUUCCCCUGGAAAUGAGUAAAAUUUCAGUGAUAUGGAGGCCACGCAUGACCUGAAAAUAUGCAUAGUGAUUCAGAGGAAACAUUGCAUUACAGUAAAGUCCAGUGGCACUUCAGUUGUCUGAAUGCUUGGAGACUGGUGCAACUAGCUGGGUGUCAAAGUAUGUAGAGCUCAGCAAAAAUUGUGUUACUCUCCUGACCAGGGAAGAUAAGCAGGGAAACAGCAGUUUCAUGCAACUUAAGUGAUGCUAUUGCAACUACAGUAUGAGAUCGACCUUGUGAGGAAGAAGUAAUAGUAUUGCCUUUCUUUCUCUGAUAUCCAGAGAUCUUGGGAAGAGUUCUCUUAUUCAGAGAUCUUAGGAAGUUGGACUAAUUUAAUUAUAUGUCAAUCCAACCUGAUAUAUAAUCCAUUUUAUUGAAAUCACAGUACAAAUAAAGAGGGCUGAACAACUGCAGUGCUCAUCCAUAAAGAUAUAUGGAUUGCUACAACAUGCCAAGGAAAAAAUGCAUCUGUAGAGGUGGUAAAAGAAUAUAUAUUUUUUUCCUUAAUUGUUUAAGAAUGAUUUGCUGUUAACCGAAGUAAGCUUUUACAUAGUCCUGUUGGACUUUAUAAAACUUUUACAGUGGUUCAGUUUUUGAAUGAUGUGUUGUUUUUAUGAAAAAUAUGUGCUAUGAUACAUUACAAUUGUAAGACAUCUUGCUAUUUUCUAUAUAGCUCAAUUUUUUUCCCUUCCAGAGUUUUAAAGUAGCAUUGGGUAUUUUGGGAGGAAAAUAAAACUUGUUUAACAAAAGAAGAGGAUAUUAAAGAGGUAUUGUU
Molecule: messenger RNA, 2921 nt
Organism: Athene cunicularia (burrowing owl)
Lineage: Eukaryota; Metazoa; Chordata; Aves; Strigiformes; Strigidae
Gene: CNKSR3
Product: CNKSR family member 3
Exons: 14
Coding region: 1-1884 (627 amino acids)
Biological process (GO): regulation of signal transduction
Cellular component (GO): membrane; cytoplasm
Molecular function (GO): protein binding
Source: RefSeq, a predicted model, not a curated record